This is a messenger RNA of Vanrija pseudolonga, 3382 nucleotides long. It is a transcript of the gene end4, whose product is annotated as Endocytosis protein end4. The record is from RefSeq and is a predicted model, not a curated record. The transcript is spliced from 7 exons. Gene Ontology annotation, biological process: clathrin coat assembly; actin filament organization; endocytosis. The coding region runs from base 72 to 3314 and encodes 1080 amino acids. NCBI's taxonomy places the organism in Eukaryota, Fungi, Basidiomycota, Tremellomycetes, Trichosporonales, Trichosporonaceae. Gene Ontology annotation, cellular component: actin cortical patch; clathrin-coated vesicle. Gene Ontology annotation, molecular function: clathrin light chain binding; phosphatidylinositol-3,5-bisphosphate binding; phosphatidylinositol-3,4-bisphosphate binding.
AUCAUCAACGACGACCAAGCGACCCCAUCACCUCUCUUCCUCUCUGACACACUCCCCUCAAGCAUCCCAUCAUGUCCAGGAUGGGCCGCUUCAACAACGGCCCCGACUAUGACGAUACCCCGUACCAGUCGCGCGGGCCGACCCACCAGCCGACUCGCCCAGUCGACAAGGACAAGACCGAGACCGAGCUCAUCAACAACAUCAAGAAGGCAACAAGUCCAGAGGAGACGGCGCCAAAGCAGAAGCAUGUCCGCAAGUGCAUCGUCUACACCUGGGACUACCACUCGUCCUUGUCGGUGUGGAACGGCCUGCGCACGCAGCCCAUCCUCGCCGACGAGGUGCAGACCUUCAAGGCAUUGAUCCUGGUCCACAAGCUCCUCCAGGAGGGUCACCCGGUUACCCUCAAGGAAGCCCUCGCCCAGACUGGAUGGCUCGAGACAUGCGGACGUACCGUCGGCGGCGACGGAGCCAAGGGCUACGGCUCGCUCAUCCGUGCCUACACUGCCUUCCUGCUCGCCAAGCUCCGCUUCCACCGCCACCACCCCGAGUUCAACGGCCUGUUCGAGUAUGAGGAGUACAUUUCGCUCAAGAACAUUGACGACCCGAACGAGGGCUACGAGACCAUCUCCGACCUCAUGGCUUUGCAGGACCAGAUCGACUCGUUCCAGAAGCUCAUCUUCUCCCACUUCCGCGGCGCCAACAACAACGAGUGCCGUAUCUCCGCUCUCGUUCCCCUCGUCAAGGAGUCGUUUGGCAUCUACAAGUUUAUCACGUCGAUGCUCCGCGCCAUGCACCGUCGCACCGGUGACGCCAUGGACGUCCUCCUCCCCCUGCGCGAGCGCUACAACACUCAACACUACAACCUUCGCCGCUUCUACUACGAGUGCUCAAACCUCAAGUACCUCACCGGCCUAAUCAACGUGCCAAAGCUUGGACAGGAGCCUCCCAAUCUGCUCGACAGCGGUGGAGACGCACCCGACCUGCCUGAACGACCUAGGGCCUCGGCAGCACCAGUCAAGAAGGCAACCCCGCCUCCUCGCUCCGACUCGCCGUCUGCUACCCAGGGCGAGAUUGAAGAGCAGCGCCGCAUGCUCGAGGAGUAUGAGCGCAAGCAGAAGGCUCUCGUGUCCCAGCGUGAGGCUGAGGAGCGCCGCCAGCAGGAGGAGAAGGCCCGCCAAGAAUCCGAGCAUGCCGAGCUGCUGCGCCAGCAGGAGGAACGCCAACGCCAAGCCCAGGAGGCACUGUUGCGCGAGCAGAUGAACCAGCAGUGGCAGCAGGCCAACCAGGGCCAGACUCAGCAGAUGGAGCAGGAGAUCCUUGCCAUGCGCGGCCAGUUCGAGCGUGACCAGAUGCUGCUGGAGCAGUACGACCGCCGUGUCAAGUCGCUGGAGAACGAGCUCGCCGUGAUUGGCGCCAACGUCGGCGCUCAGUUGAAUGGCAAGGACGAGCUUAUUGCCCAGCUGCAGAAGCAAAUCGAGGUCUGGAAGAACAAGUACGAGGCCCUCGCCAAGCUCUACUCGCAUCUCCGUACCGAGCACCUCGACCUGCUCAACAAGUCCAAGGGCUUCCAGCUCAAGGCCGGCUCGGCGCAGGAGGCGAUUGACAAGAUGGAGCGCAUGGAGCGCGACGUCAAGACCAAGAACCUCGAGCUUGCCGACAUGAUCCGCGAGCGUGACCGUGCUCGCUACGACCUGGACCGCGUCAAAUCGAGCCACAAGGAGGAGAUUGACCGCGUCAAGCGCGAUCUCAGCUUUGCCAACGAGCGUGCCGAGGAUGCCUCGCGCAACAAGAGCAGCGAGGUGUCGCACGUCAUGAGCAAGUACAACCGCCAGCUCACCGAGCUCGAGGACUCGCUCAGGUCAAAGCAGCUCCAAAUUGACGAGCUCCUGUCCAAGGUCGAUGAGAAGGAUGGCGAGCUCGCGCGCAGCAAGGAGGAAUUGCAGCAGGAGCUCGACGUCAUGCAGGAGGCCAUGGACCUCAUGGUCAAGGAGUCUGCCGAGCACGGCCAGGUCGCCAAGGAGGCCGACAGCACGUUCAAUGCCCAGCUCGACACCCUUAUCCUCGACCACCGCAAGGAGCUCAACGCCAUCAUCGACUCGAUUCUCCAGGCUUGUGUCCAAAAGGUCGACGAUGCGAUCUACGAGCUCGAGGCGCCAUCGUCCAGCGGAAACAACACUGCCACCCCAGCAUACACCCAGUCUCUUAUCGAGAAGAGCAUGUCGAACGCGACCGAGUUUGCGACCACGUUCAACCUUUACCUCGGCCGCAAGUCGGGUGGCAGCUACGUGGACGUUAUUCGCACCGCCAACGAGCUCGCCCAGUCGCUCUCCGAGACCCUCCUCGCUUCCAAGGGUAUUACCCGUCUCACGGACACUGACGACGCGGCCGACAAGAUUGUCCGCUUCGCCAAGACGUCGGGUGACGUUGGACAGCGCUUUUUCCUCAACCUCCAGUCGUACAAGCUUACGGCCAGCGGCAACAAGGACGAGAUUGCCCUGCGCAACAAUGCCGAGACUCGCAAUGCGCUCGCCAAGCUCUCCGAGACGAUCGAGACGGUCAUGCCCAAGACCAAGACCAAGUUCAACGCCAACGGCGACCUCGGCGACCUGGUUGCCAACGAGAUGGACUCGGCUGCCCGUGCUAUUGAGGACGCUACUCGCCGUCUCCAGUCGCUGAUGAGCCGACCCAAGGACGACCGCUUCAGUGCCAUCGACGUCAAGGUGCACGACACCAUUCUCGAGGCCGCAUUGGCCAUCACCAAUGCCAUUGGACGCCUCAUCCAGGCCGCCACGGAGAGCCAGGAGGAGAUUGUGCGCGAGGGCAAGGGCGGUGGAUCCACCCAGGCCUUCUACAAGCGCCACCACCGCUGGACCGAGGGUCUCAUUUCCGCCGCCAAGGCUGUGGCGUACGCUACCAAGUUGCUAAUUGAGAGCGCCGACGGUGUCAUCAACGGCACGCACUCGCUCGAGCAGCUCAUUGUUGCUUCCAACGAGGUGUCUGCUGCGACGGCGCAGCUCGUCGCGGCGUCGCGUGUCAAGGCCUCGCUCAUGUCCAAGACGCAGCAGCGCUUGGAGGUGGCUGCCAAGGCGGUGACGGACGCGUGCAAGGCGCUCGUCAGGCAGGUCAAGAUUAUCUCGAACCAGAAGACGGAGGAGGACGACGUCGACUACAAGUCGAUGGCGACGCACGAGUUCAAGGUGCGCGAGAUGGAGCAGCAGGUCGAGAUUCUCAAGCUGGAGAAGGACCUGGGUGCUGCUCGCAGGCGGUUGGGCGAGAUGCGCCGUGCAGGCUACCACCAAGAGUCGGACAUCUAGGGGUUGUGCUGGGGAGAUUACAGAAGUUGAUAGUUGUCUAGAUACCCUCCGAAUGUUAACGAGUUGUG